This is a messenger RNA of Iphiclides podalirius (scarce swallowtail), 474 nucleotides long. The record is from the annotation of a GenBank genome assembly. NCBI's taxonomy places the organism in Eukaryota, Metazoa, Arthropoda, Insecta, Lepidoptera, Papilionidae.
AUGAAUCAUUUUACAUCUGAAGUCCUCGAGAUGACGCAACUCUCCGUAGCAUGUUUAGUGAUAAUGUGCGGAUUGUGCUAUUGUGAAAGCGUGCCCAGCCCGACCUACACUUCUAAAUACGACAACGUAAACUUGGACGAAGUAUUGGCAAGUGAGCGCUUGCUCACAGGUUACGUAAACUGCCUCUUGGACUUGGGACCGUGUACUCCCGAUGGCAAAGAAUUAAAAACUAACUUGCCGGAUGCAAUAGCGAACGACUGUAAGAGUUGUACAGAACGUCAACGGGAGGGUGCUGAUAAAGUCAUGCAACACCUUAUAGACAACAGACCAGACGACUGGGAUAAACUUGAACAAAAAUAUAAAUCUGAUGGCAGUUACAAGCUGCAGUACUUACAGAAAAAGAUAAUGACAAAGAAAACUAAAGAAGACGAUAAAAAUUCCGAAGAAAUCCGCGAAAACAGUGUAGAAAAAAAA